CAGAAACAGCAAAAAUCCAGUAACAUCUAUCGAUCUUAUAACAACAACAUGACGAAACAGGAAACACUCUGUAUUCUGAUUUGGAUGUGUGUUUGCAGUGUCGGUCCUGUGUUUUGCUGGCACGACCUGGACAACAGUGAGUACGACUGCUGGCCUCUGGACAGACCGAAUGAAUACAACAUGAUCGACUGUGGAGGUCUGGAGAUGGCCUGGGUGGUCCGACCUCCUGAAAUGAUAAAGAGUGGGGAGGUGUUCAGUGUCACGUACUCAGUAACGGCUCAGGACUCCUUCUACCACUGGGCCAUUGACAACAACAUCUUCACACACAGUUCCAUAGUGACUGCUGAAGAUGCUCGGAAGUUUUGUGAACACCUGGACUGUCCUACGAACUGGAAAGAUGCAGAUGGAGAAAACUGUUGCAUUCAUCAUGCCAACAUCCACUCCUGCCCACUGGGAUACAUGACGACAGAGAGCAUCUGUGGCCCAUGGAUUCCAGAUGACGGAAAAAUCUUCACACACACCAUUUCAACUUCUGGUAAAAUGACCCAGACCAACUGGACAGCAAAGGUGGUUCUGUUCCAUCCGGGCCUCACCUCACUCAUUGCUCAUAUACGAGUCGGCCGCAUGCAGGUUGCACUGGAGGCCAAGAGCACCGUUCUACCUGCUGUAGUCUGCGGUGACGGUGUGUGUGAGGAGGCGGAGCAUUGUUCCACCUGUCCAGCUGACUGUGGUGAAUGCCCCAUGACCACGACCACCAAACUGGCCAUCGGUCUGCCAUUGAGCCUGCUCUGCCUCUGCUUUAUACUGACCGCUAUGUGGCUUAGGUAUCAGAAACAGAAGCUGCUGUGGGACGAAAGCUGGAUUAUAGACUUCACGCUCAUUAAACAAGAUCAGGGAGCUCGUACGACCAUGGGUAGCAUCAUGAGUGUACCAGUGGGGAACAGCGACAGUAAUACCAGCUGUAUCACUGCUCUCAGCACCUGUACAGGACAACCUGGAACCCGAAAAACACAGUUCACCUGCACUGGAAUAUACGAUGGCAGGACGGUGGCCAUCAAGAGGAUCCAAACCAAGACUUUCUCUCUGUGUAAAACCAUCAGACAGGAGGUCAAACAAGUCCGGGAGCUCGAUCAUCCCAACCUUUGUAAAUUCAUCGGUGGCUGUGUUGAGGUGCCUAACGUUGCUAUAGUGACGGAGUACUGUCCCAAAGGAAGCCUUAACGAAGUUCUCCUUAAUGAUGAGAUCCCACUUAACUGGGGCUUCAGGUUUUCAUUUGCCACAGACAUUGCCAGAGGGAUGUCUUACCUGCACCAGCACAGAAUCUGUCACGGCCACCUCAUGUCUCUGAACUGUGUCUUAGACGACCGCUGGGUUUGCAAAAUCACAGAUUAUGGACUGGCGACGUAUCGCAGAGAGGAUGCGGCAGAACCUCUCUCCACCUAUCAGCAGAGACUCUUAGAGGUGUACAUGCCACCUGAGUUCCACAGCUCUAACGUGGAACCAACACUCACUGGAGACGUGUUCAGUUAUUCCAUCAUUCUCCUGGAGAUCGCCACUCGCAGUGACCCUGUCCCAGCGGAGGAGUCUAACCUGGAGUGUGCCUGGUGUCCUCCUCUACCGGAGCUGAUCUCCAGUAAAGCUGACAACACCUGCCCCUGUCCUGCCGACUAUGUAGAGCUAAUCCGGCGAUGUCGAUCUCAGAACCCCGCCCAUCGGCCUACGUUUGAGCAAAUCAGGAAGUUUGUUCAUCGGAUAAACCCCAUCAAAGUCAGCCCAGUGGACAUGAUGAUGAACCUGAUGGAAAAGUACAGUAAACACCUGGAGGUGUUAGUGGCCGAGCGAACUCAGGAUCUGAUGCACGAGAAACAGAAGACAGACCGACUGCUUUAUAGUAUGCUCCCCAGACAGGUCGCUGAUGAUCUGCGCCAGGGGAAACCAUCAGAGGCCCAGAGCUACGUCAGUGCCACCGUCUUCUUUAGCGACAUCGUGGGUUUUACUCAGCUCUCCAGCAGCAGCACUCCUUACCAGGUCGUCGAUUUCCUCAACAAACUGUACACAACAUUUGAUGACAUCAUCGACAACCACGACGUCUACAAAGUGGAGACCAUUGGAGAUGCCUAUAUGGUGGUGUCCGGCGUGCCUCGAGAGAAUGGGAUCCUUCAUGCAUCAGAAAUCGCCAGCAUGGCUCUGGACUUGGUUGUCGUGUGUCGCACAUUCAGGAUCCCCCACAAACCUAACACCCAGCUACAAAUCAGAGCCGGAAUCCACUCUGGUCCGGUGGUGGCAGGUGUUGUUGGGACCAAGAUGCCUCGUUACUGCCUGUUCGGAGACACCGUUAACACAGCAUCACGGAUGGAGUCCACCAGCCUGGCCCUAAAGAUCCAGUGCAGCUCUAGUACCUUCUACCUGCUGGAGGAGAUCGGAGGUUAUAUGUUGGAGUGCAGAGGGACACUGCAGGUUAAGGGGAAAGGUGACAUGGUGACUUACUGGCUGGAGGGGAAAAAGAAGUCCUCGGCCCUGAGGGAUAUCAGCCCUGACCCCAAGACCAUCAGACAUGUCAUCACAGAGACAGAAACCGAUGGAGAGGCAUACGCGUCCAUGCCAGGAAGUCUGAACCACGACCUGCUCCUGGACUCAGUCUCAUAA
This is a messenger RNA of Sphaeramia orbicularis (orbiculate cardinalfish), 2646 nucleotides long. Its product is annotated as atrial natriuretic peptide receptor 1. Bases 49 to 2646 code for a protein of 865 amino acids. Gene Ontology annotation, biological process: protein phosphorylation; receptor guanylyl cyclase signaling pathway; cGMP biosynthetic process. Gene Ontology annotation, cellular component: plasma membrane. The transcript has 23 exons. The record is from RefSeq and is a predicted model, not a curated record. Lineage: Eukaryota; Metazoa; Chordata; Actinopteri; Kurtiformes; Apogonidae. Gene Ontology annotation, molecular function: peptide receptor activity; adenylate cyclase activity; protein kinase activity.